Messenger RNA from Phytomonas sp. EM1, 624 nucleotides. Lineage: Eukaryota; Euglenozoa; Kinetoplastea; Trypanosomatida; Trypanosomatidae. The record is from the annotation of a GenBank genome assembly.
AUGCGGGUCUUCCCGACGAGCUGGAUUUAUCGGAUCGUGUUUUAUCUCUAUUGCGUCUCCCUCAACCCCGUCUUGAGCGCGUGCUGGGAUGACUUCCGGUCCCUCGGCUUCGGCGGCGUCCACGCGUCGACCUUGGCGAGGGUUCUGGAGGUCUUCACGUCCUGCGGCGUGCACGAAUUUUACCUCCCGUUGCUCGAGGAAAUGCGAAAGGAGCCGAUUGUGAUCAAGCUAAUGAGUACCUCGGAUAGUGAGACUGGCAAGCUCUAUCGAGGGCUUCUGAUAAACACGGAGAAGGAGACGGGGUGCGAUGCGCUGCGGGUGUUAUCCAUCUUUUGGCAUCUCAUCGUGAGCUUUUACCCCAGUCGUGAGAUGUGGGCGAUCCACCGCAUGCUGUGCAUCUGCGUCUUGCUUCAUCUGAUCUUCCAAAAUAGCCUCGCGCAUCUCGAUUCAAACACCUAUCUAUCGAACGAGCACGCUUUAAUACUUUUGCAGCGUCAUGGGGAGUACUUGGAAGCGCAUGAGGCAAGCCGCUGGAUGUAUAUUUUUCAGAUCCUAAAACCCCGCGUGACUGGCAGUCCUCUCCCUUCCCUAAGCUCUCUGAAGAGGGCAUUGAAAUUAAAGUGA